This is a messenger RNA of Saccharomyces mikatae IFO 1815, 1956 nucleotides long. It is a transcript of the gene TFC1, whose product is annotated as transcription factor TFIIIC subunit TFC1. Bases 1 to 1956 code for a protein of 651 amino acids. Gene Ontology annotation, biological process: transcription initiation at RNA polymerase III promoter. The record is from RefSeq and is a predicted model, not a curated record. Gene Ontology annotation, cellular component: transcription factor TFIIIC complex. NCBI's taxonomy places the organism in Eukaryota, Fungi, Ascomycota, Saccharomycetes, Saccharomycetales, Saccharomycetaceae. The transcript has a single exon.
AUGUCAACAGAUGGUACAGAGGAACCCCUUGCUACACUUUCAUCAAUUCCGGAUUCAACCGCUGACCAGGUACCACCAAUAAUAGCAGAUGAAUAUACAUUGGAUCUGCCCAGAAUUCCUAGCUUGGAGUUACCACUUAACGUGUCCACAAAGCACGCUAGCAUAAAAAGAGCUAUAAAAAUGUGUGGAGGCAUCGAAAAAGUUAAGGAAGCCUUUAGAGAACAUGGACCUAUCGAAUCUCAGAAUGGAUUGGAAUUAUAUUUGAACGAUGGUAAUGAUAAGGACGGAUCCAAGGGCUAUUUCAACGAGCACCCUAUAAUUGGUAAAAGGGUCCCCUUCAGAGAUGAAUCUGUCAUCUUAAAAGUCACAAUGCCCAAGGGUACCUUGGCAAAAAAUAACAAUAGCGUUAAAGAUUCUAUUAGUUCCUUGAAGGAUUCAAACAAACUACGAGUCACUCCUGUUUCUAUAGUAGAUAAUACUAUAAAAUUUAGAGAAAUGUCAGACUUUCAAAUUAAACUAGAUAAUGUCCCUUCUGCAAAGGAAUUCAAAAGUAGCUUUGGCUCUUUGGAAUGGGGUAAUUUCAAAAACUUUGUGAAUUCUGUACCAGAUAAUGACUCCCAACCACAAGAAAACAUUGGUAAUCUGAUUUUAGACCGUAGCGUCAAAAUCCCAAGCACAGAUUUUCAAUUGCCGCCGCCUCCUAAGUUAUCGAUGGUUGGUUUCCCUCUGCUUUAUAAAUAUAAAGCUAAUCCUUUUGCAAAAAAAAAAAACGGUGUUACAGAAGUGAAGGGGACAUAUAUCAAAAACUACCAAUUGUUUGUGCAUGAUCUGAGCGAUAGAACGGUUAUUCCAUCCCAAGCCCAUGAACAGGUAUUGAACGAUUUUGAAGUGGCCAAGAAAACAAAAAUUUACCCAGGCACAAAAAGUGACUCAAAAUUUUAUCAAUCACUAGAAGAAUGUUUACAAAUUCUGAGAAAAUUAUUUGCUAGCCGUCCAAUUUGGGUCAAAAGACAUCUUGACGGGAUUGUACCGAAGAAGGUACAUCAUACUAUAAAGAUAGCACUUUCACUCAUAUCUUAUCGUUUCACAAUGGGACCUUGGAGGAAUACAUAUAUUAAGUUCGGCAUAGACCCUAGAAGUUCUGUGGAGUAUGCUAAAUAUCAGACUGAAUAUUUUAAGAUCGAAAGGAAAUUGUUAUCAUCUCCUAUAGUUAAAAAAAAUGUUCCUAACCCUCCCCCCUUGGUAUUUGAAUCAGACAACCCGGGAGAUAUUGAUAGUAGGUUCAAAUUUGAUGGGAAGAGAGUCCCGUGGUACUUGAUGUUGCAAAUUGAUCUAUUAGUUGGUGAGCCAAACAUUGCAGAAGUUUUUAAUAAUGUUCAAUAUUUAGAUAAGGCGAAUGAAUUAACAGGAUGGUUUAGAGAAUUAGAUUUGGUGAAAAUAAGAAGAAUAGUAAAAUACGAACUUGGGUGCAUGGUCCAAGGAAAUUAUGAAUACAAUAAAUACAAGUUGAAAUACUUCAAGACAAUGCUAUUUGUUAAAGAGUCCAUGGUGCCAGACAACAAAAAUCCAGAGGAGGAAAUGGGAGUCAACGCCAAUACAGACGCGGAUGGGGAUGUAAAUAUGGACGAUGGCAGUCAAGGGUCAUCAAAUCCUACAAAGGAGGAUAAGGGUACUGUUGUUGGCGAUGACUAUGAAGAUAAUGACGCAAUAACUGAAGAACCAGAUGAUGCCGCUUUAGAAAAUGAAGAAAUGGACACUGAUCAGAAUUUGAAGGUGCCUGCGAUUAUAGAGGAUUAUGCGGAUGAUGGUGAUGCAGACGAAGAAGUACAAGAGAGUUUCGACAUCAAAACAGCGAGCUUCCAAGACAUCAUUAAUAAAAUAGCUAAACUCGAUCCCAAGGCUGCCGAGACAAUGAAGAAAGAACUCAAAGGUUUUGUCAAUGAAGUCAAUUUAUAG